This is a messenger RNA of Sciurus carolinensis (gray squirrel), 4646 nucleotides long. It is a transcript of the gene Stc2, whose product is annotated as stanniocalcin 2. Gene Ontology annotation, biological process: intracellular calcium ion homeostasis. Gene Ontology annotation, cellular component: extracellular region. The transcript has 4 exons. Gene Ontology annotation, molecular function: hormone activity. The record is from RefSeq and is a predicted model, not a curated record. Lineage: Eukaryota; Metazoa; Chordata; Mammalia; Rodentia; Sciuridae. Bases 676 to 1584 code for a protein of 302 amino acids.
UCCUGAAUUCCAAACUGGAAAGAGGAAACUCGCAGCCGAUGAGGUUGUGACGCGAGCCAGGGACCCGGGUGACUGUCCCAGCGCAAACCGUCCCCUCUCGCCCUUUAACUGCAACCGGAGCUGAGUUCCACUUGGAUUUUUUUAAGUCUGUUCGGCCAUUGCCUCGGAGCACCCGCACACGCGCACGCAUCUCUGGCCGCGUUCACACACACUCACACACACGCACGCAAACGCGUGGCGGCCGCCAGGUCGACAACUUUGUCGGGCGCUCCCAGCGGCGCUGGGCUUCCUCCUGUAGUAGUGGGGCGCAGGCCCCGCCUCCAGGCUGUGUUGUCAAACGGGCCAGGGUCUCGGAUUGGUCCAACCGCCGGGACAACACCUGCUCGACUCCUUCAUUCAAGUGACACCAGAGCUUCCAGGGAUAUUUGAGGCACCAUCCCUGCCAUUGCCAGGCACUCGCGGCUCUGCUAACGGCCUGGUCACAUGCUCUCCGGAGAGCUACGGGAGGGCGCUGGGUAACCUCUAUCCGAGCCGCGGCCGCGAGGAGGAGGGAAAAGGCGAGCGAGGAGGAAGAGUGGGAGGAGGAGGGGAAGCUGCGGAGCAGGAGGAGGAAGAGGAGGAGGAGAGAAGCACAAAGAACCCAGGUCUCCAGGCGGGAGGUUUAUACCAAGAACCAUGUGUGCCGAGCGUCUGGGUCAGUUCGUGACCCUGGCUUUGGUGUUGGCCACCUUCGACCUGGCGCGGGGGACCGACGCCACCAACCCGCCCGAAGGUCCUCAAGACAGGAGCUCCCAGCAGAAAGGCCGCCUGUCUCUGCAGAACACAGCGGAGAUCCAACACUGUUUGGUCAACGCUGGUGAUGUGGGGUGUGGUGUGUUUGAAUGUUUCGAGAACAACUCUUGUGAGAUUCGGGGCUUACAUGGGAUUUGCAUGACUUUUCUGCACAACGCUGGAAAAUUUGACGCCCAGGGCAAGUCGUUCAUCAAAGAUGCCUUGAAGUGUAAGGCCCACGCUCUGCGGCACAGGUUCGGCUGCAUAAGCCGGAAGUGCCCGGCCAUUAAGGAAAUGGUGUUCCAGUUGCAGCGGGAAUGCUACCUCAAACACGGUCUGUGCGCGGCGGCGCAGGAGAACAUCCGGGUGAUGGUGGAGAUGAUUCACUUCAAGGACUUGCUGCUGCUCGAGCCCUACGUGGACCUCGUGAACCUGCUGCUCACCUGUGGGGAGGAGGUGAGGGAGGCUGUCACCCGCAGCGUCCAGGCCCAGUGCGAGCAGAACUGGGGAGGCCUGUGCUCCAUUCUGAGCUUCUGCACCUCAGCCAUCCAGAGGCCCCCCACGGCGCCCCCCGAGCGCCAGCUCCAAGGGGACAGAGCCAGGCUCUCCAGGACCCACCGCGGGGAGGCCAGCCAGCACCUCUCGGAGCCCAGCAGCAGGGAGGCCAGCAGAGGCCCCAAGGCCGAGCGAGGCAGCAGGAGCCACCCAAAUGCCCAGGCCCGGGGCAGAGUGGGGGGCCAAGGGGCCCAGGGACCUUCUGGAAGCAGCGAGUGGGAGGACGAACAGUCUGAGUACUCUGAUAUCCGGAGGUGAAAUCAAAGACCAGCCAUGAAAUCUUUCCUCCACGCCGUCCAUUUUCUUAUCUAUGGACAUUCCAAAACAUUUGCCAUUAAAGAGGGGGGAUGUCACACGCAGGACUUGGUGGGAUUGUGGACUUCAUGACGGUGUCUGAACAGGUGAGAUGGAGACUCCUGGGGCAGCGAGGCCUCAGCAGGCCUGGUGAGCUGGGCACCUGCGUGCGCUCAAAGGAGUCCCGCGACCUCCUUGUAUCUUUGUCUUCUUUCCAUCGUGGGCCAGUGGGUGGCGGGCUGUGGUGUACCUGCUUGGGGAGCGCCCACCUGGGCUGGGCCACGCGCUGGGGCUCCACCCCGCGGCCUCUGGCGCUGUCCUGGGGAGGGCAGGGCGGGGCCACAGGGUUCCAGGGCUGGAGUGGAGAGAGGACGUCCCUGGAGGUGCAGGGACGGGUGGACAGCGGCCACGCAGCGCUCUGCCGACCCCCUCCAGCGUCCUGCGUGGGGCCUGGCGGUUCCGAGCCGCUCGGAGGCUGAGGGGCAGUGUCAUUUCCAUGUGUGAUUUCUGAGCCAUUGUUCCGCCUGGGGGACACAGUCUGAGGGCGUGGCCCCUGCGUGUCAUACUUAACCACUGCUUCCAAUCUCGAGUUCACUUUUUUAUUUAUCCAGUUACAUCUACAUAUCUGUUGUCUAAAUAAAUGGCUUUCAAACAAAGCAACUGGGUCAUUAAAACCAACUCGAAGCAGGGGGAAAAAGCAGCCCCAGUCCACCCUUUGGGGCUAAAUUUUUAAGUGCAUUUUUAAAAAGAAUCAGACAGCACUGUACCUGGCCUGGCUCACACUCACCUGGGACGGACCUCGUACCUGGAGGGAAACACAUGGGGAGGCCCUAGGACGUCUUUCCCUUGACCACAGCCAGGUCCCACCAAGCUCUGUACCCACAACCCUGCGAGGCCAAGCAGGACACCUGGCUUCUCCAUCUGGAGGAGAGAAAGGGAGAAGAGGAGGCAACUGCUGCCCAUCAGGAGGGCUAACCUUGGACAGGCACAGUGGCGCAAGCCUGUAGUCCCAGCGGCUCAGGAGGCUGAGACAGGAGGCUCGAAUGUUUGAAGCCAGCCUCAGCCACUUAGCAAGGCUGUAAGCAACCAAGUGAGACCCUGAAUAAAAAGUUCUGGGGAUGUGGCUCAGUGGUUAAGUGCCCCUGGGUUCAAUCCUGAAUACAAAGAGAGAGAGAGAGAGAGAGAGAGAGAGAGUUAACCUUUAGCAUGAGUAGAGGUGAGGCUGGACACCUCCACAGGGCAGGACUCUCCAGAUCCGGAUUGGAAACUGAGUAAUGAGGAGGGAAGUCUGGUGGACAGAAGAAGGGCAGAGAGGAGAAACGGAACUGAUGCGAGGAAGGGAAGCGGGUGUCAGGAAGGCAGGCGCGGAGGGGAUUUCUUGCAGUUUUGAGCUCAUCUCGUUGAUAGGCGUUUCUUCCCGACAGGCUGUCACGUUAAAGCUCAGCCCUCUUGCAGCCGGUACUCAGAUAGCAUCCAGCAUGGUAAGGCUUGGAGGCUUCCUGGGCCUUUCCAGAGCGGGGUGGGCAGGACUUUUCUGUAAAGGGUCAGAGAGGAAAUAGAGUAUUUCAGCUUGUCAGGCAGAGCCUUCUCUGCUGCAGCUAGUCCACUCUGCCCUGAGAGCUGGAAGCAGCCCAGAUAGAAACCAGUGUGCCUGGCCCUGUUCCAGUUGGAGUUUAACAGGCCCCCAGCUGGACUUGGCUCAGUUUGUCCAUCCCUGAGCUAGGGAGGGGGCCAAAGGGUCUGCACCCUCCCUUAUCUCUCUAUUCACUAGGUCUCCCUCGCAGCAACUGGAGGCCAGAGCUGAGCUCAACUUACCUAGGCGUCAGUGAUUUAUUCUAGGGCACACCUUUGCUCCAAACACAGCUGGCGUUACAGGCCCCAAACCUAAUCCCAAUCCCUCAAGGUCCACGCUGUACAGAAAUCAUUUGCGGGUGGGGGUGGGAUGCCAUGCUGGGAGAAGUACCCAGAAAGGCCUGGCACCGCAGAGAGCAGCGGCGUCUGUGCACGUACCCCAGCUCCGCCCUGGAUGGGAGGGAGGAGGCGCCCAGUGUCGGGCUCUGCCAUGGGAACGGGCAGAGCCGGCGGAGACUGGUCCUCGGCCCCGGCAGCAGGCGGGCGUUUCCUUCCACUGCUCAGACGCUCACGCCAUGCCCUCUGCCGCGGCGCUGGGUGGGCAGCUCCGCUGGCCAGCAUGGACGGGGUGUGCAGACGUCUUUGUGUUCGCCUACUGAUGUCCCCUUUGUUGCUUCUAUUGCAAAUAUUUGUCACUUGUAUUUGUUACCUCUGUGCAUCCUGAAGGCCUGGCGUAGCUUGCCAUGCUCAUUCGAACCCACGGACAGGUGGCUGUGGUGAAGUUUUCAUGCCACGGUUGUGGUUUGCUUCUUCUCAGAAGUUGGAGGGCUGCCCUUCCCGCACCCGUGGUGUGAGCGCAAGCGGGCAGUCGCGCUGGUCGCCGGGCUGCUUUUGCUCCAGACUGUCCCGAGGCACGCACGUGUUCAUCCGCGCGGCCUGCACACCCUCUAGAGUGUGGGCAAAGCCGUCACUGAGGGCAGCCCCUCCUCUCCCGGUGCUGCGUACAGAUUCACUCUCGAGCCUUCCUUUGAGGAAGGAUGUGGAUCUCCAAAUAAAGACGCAGUGUUUAUUUUGAGCUUCGCAUCUUAACAAGAUGAUCCCAACACCUCUCCUUUGUAUCGAUAAAUAGCCCUGGUAUUCCGAAACAGGGCGAGCCAGGAGGGUGACGUGCUGACACCAGAGCUAAAUAAACAGAUAUCACCAGCCCAGCCCCGCGGUCGCCUCCGCGCACACAGGCAGAGCUUGACCUCGGGCCGAGUGAAAGACGUCACUCACCCAGCAUGGGAAACGAUGCUGCAGGGGUCACUUCCUAAGGAACAGCAGCUGUCGGAGCCCAGCAGCGGCCCCACGUGGGCUCGCCAAGCCACAGUACCUGUUUCUGUUGUGGACUCACAGGCAGCAGGCUCUGUACCUUGUCACAUUGCAUUAUUUUCCUCCAAUAAAGGUUUCAAAUA